Molecule: messenger RNA, 3346 nt
Organism: Chiloscyllium plagiosum (whitespotted bambooshark)
Lineage: Eukaryota; Metazoa; Chordata; Chondrichthyes; Orectolobiformes; Hemiscylliidae
Gene: mettl16
Product: methyltransferase 16, N6-methyladenosine
Biological process (GO): rRNA base methylation
Cellular component (GO): nucleus
Molecular function (GO): 23S rRNA (adenine(1618)-N(6))-methyltransferase activity
Source: RefSeq, a predicted model, not a curated record
GCUUCAGAUGGCCAUUCCCUAACCUUUGGAAUUCCUCCUCUGAACCUCUCCACUCCUACCUUGAUUUACCUUGUUGUUUCCUUCAAUUCUUGCAACAUCAAAGAAAUGGAAAAUGGGAAAGCAAGUAUAUCUCCUGUUCCUUAAUAGUGCCAAAUUUUCUUCAACCUUGAAUCCUCAGAUAAUGAUGGCUCUUAACAAAUCUAUGCAUCCAAGAAACCGAUAUAAAGACAAGCCACCAGAUUUUACAUACUUAGCGUCAAAAUACACAGAGUUCCAGCAGCACGUUCAUACAAGUUUGACUGGGAAAGUGAGUUUAAAUUUUAAAGAUCCUGAGGCAGUCAGAGCCCUUACAUGUACGCUAUUGAAGGAGGACUUUGGACUGACAAUAGACAUCCCAUUGGAGAGAUUGAUUCCCACAGUUCCUUUGCGGCUGAACUACAUACACUGGGUUGAAGAUCUGAUCGGUAGUGACGCUGUUAAAAGUAAACUCAUCCGAGGAAUUGACAUUGGAACUGGGGCCUCCUGCAUCUAUCCUUUACUCGGAGCCACUAUGAAUGGUUGGUUCUUCCUUGCAACUGAAGUGGAUGAUAUGUGCUUUAACUAUGCAAAUAAAAAUGUGGAGCAGAACAGUCUCUCUGAGCUCAUUAAAGUGGUGAAGGUCCCUCAGAAGACAUUGUUGAUGGAUGCUCUGAAAGAGGAAUCGGAAAUUGUUUAUGAUUUCUGUAUGUGUAACCCACCUUUCUUUGCAAAUCAGUUGGAAGCCAAGGGUGUAAACUCCAGGAAUCCAAGUCGUCCACCUCCCAGUUCUGUAAACACAGGUGGAAUUACUGAAAUUAUGGCUGAGGGAGGAGAGUUGGAAUUUGUAAAAAGAAUCAUCCAUGAUAGCCUGCAGCUGAAAAAAAGACUAAGGUGGUACAGCUGUAUGCUGGGAAAGAAAUGCAGCUUGGCUCCUUUAAAAGAAGAGCUUCGACACCAAGAGGUCCCUAAGGUCACUCAUACUGAAUUCUGUCAAGGACGAACCAUGAGGUGGGCUUUGGCAUGGAGUUUUUAUGACGAUGUAAUUAUGCCAUCCCCUCCUUCCAAGAAAAGAAAGCUGGAGAAACCCCGGAAACCCAUCACUUUCACAGUGUUAGAAUCUACAAUCAAGGCACUAAAGAAUAAAGUUACAAGUUCAGACUCGGUACCUAAAGAAGACAUUGAAGUGGUAACUGCAGGAAUAGAGAAAAUUCUAACUGAGCUGAAGGUACUUUACAAACGUGUGCCCUGUGGGAAAGGUGAAGUAAGUUUAUUUCUAACAGCCAUACAGAAUUCAUGGAUCCAUAUUCGGCGAAAGAAACGGGAUAGAGUGAGGCAACUUCGAGAGCUCCCCAGAGCUGAGUCAAACAUGUUGAAAUCUACAGAAGCAGACCAGACAACUGAAAAGCAAUGCAGCAGUGCUAACAUUGGUUCUGUCAGCGCUGAGGAAAAGUCCAGUGUUAGCAAUGCUGCAGAAAGCAAUGCUGAAAUAGGAAAAACUGCAAUCGAAGCUGAAGAGGAGCUCCCCAUAAAUGGGGGUAAUAGUUUGUUGAGUAAGUUCCAUGUAGAUCAAGAAAAUAACAUGGAAUCUCAAAACAAUAAUAUGGAAACUGAAGAAAAGAUUAACCAGUGUGAAACUAGUUUUGUUGACUGUAAAACUGAUGAUACAAUUGAGCAUGAAAUAACCUGUUCCACCAUGGCAAACACAGAGGAAGAAACACCUAAAGAGAGUGAGGGAUGUUUUUUGUUCAAGUGUUUAAUGAAUGUGAAGAAGGAUGGAAAGAAUUCCCAUGUAGAAAUGCACUGGGUUGAGGGACAGAAUAGGGACUUAAUGAACCAACUCUCCACCUAUCUGCGAAACCAGAUUUUCAAACUGGUGGUUAGUUAAAGGAAUGCUUUCAUGUUUUCACCAUGCAAACUUUUUUUUUGCAAGUUUUAAAUAAAUUCCCAGGUUUCAAAUUUAUUUCUAAUCAUAUUUACUUGUUUUCAUUUGAUUUUACAGAAUUUGGAGAAUGAUGUUUGCAUAUAUUUUCCAGUGACACGUGCAUGUACCACCACUGUCUUUCAUCCAGUGUUCUAUCAAAAACAAAGAAAUGUUUGUCUCCUCUGAUCACAUAAACAGACCAAUAAACCCCCAUGGUUUUAUAUUAAUCCAUCAGAAAGUUCAGUCGCAGAUGUUUGUUCAAGUUUCUGAUACCCAGUUCAAAGAGGUAUUUGCACUAACAAAAAAAAAGUACAUAUCCCAGUGACAAUCAAUUGAAUAAAUGUUGCUUACAUUUAGGUAAAACAGGUAAUUAUGUAUUGGGAAACCAUUUGAUCCAUCUUAGUAUGAUCAUCCAGAAUUAAUUUAAAGUUAUCCUCAUUAUAAGCACCCAAUUUACUCUCAAAUUAUUCCUAUUUUUACUUGCUGUCUCUGUUCUCUUUUGGAGUUCAUUCCAUACAUUGAAUGCUAUUGAUCACCUUUGUUGAGGUCUUACAUGGCUCUUUAAUAUUUUUGAACCAAAGUUUCCAAGUUUUCUUUUCUUUAUGAAGCUUGUUAUCUUUUGUGUACCUCUGUACAUUCAUAUGACAAUUGCAAACCUAUAGAAUAUUCCUCCUAUAGAAUAAUAUCCAGAGGCAUUUUACAAUAUGAACAAAAUAGGUCGAUGCCAAGCAGAAAGGAGAGAGAGACAGAGAGAGAAAGGAUAUGUGAAAAAGACAUUGAAUGGAUUCAAAAGGACCAUGUUUGCAAAGUGUAAUAUUGGAUUUGGCUAUUGUCUUGUCCAUGUUUAGAAAUGCUUGUUAUAUUGGGUCACACAUGAACAGGUGUUGUUUGGAUGAGGUACUAAAGAGUUAUUUGAAAUCAGUCUUUGAGGCUAGUAGGAAAUGAGCAUCUUGUGGGAAAACAGGCAACAUUUCUUUAUAGAGUAAAAAUGUCCUCCCCAAGAUCCAAAUAGUUGUGAACCAAUAUACUUGGGCUGGACAAAUAAGGGAAGGGAAUACAUGAUGAACAGUAGGACCCUGGGAAGCACCAAAGAUCAGCGGGACCUUGGUGUCCAAGUAUACAAGUCACUUAAGGUGUCAGUAUAGGUGGAUAAAGUGGUUAAGAGGUUACAUUGCAUAUUUGCCUUUAUUCGUUGAGGCAUAGGGUUUGAGCAGGGAAUUUAUAAAAUGUUAGGAACUGUAUAAAAUGUUUGUCAGGCCAUAGCUAGAGUAUUGUGUGCAGUUCCGAAAUCCAUGUGCAGAGGAAAUUUUACCAGGAUAUUGCUCAAGCUGGAGAGUUUGUAAUGAAGAGAGCUUGGACAGAUUGUGAUUGUUUUCCUUAGAAUAGAGGGGAUUGAGAUUUAUAAGA